AUGAACCCUCCUAGCAAAACAAAUCUCUCAACCGGCGCUGCAGAAUUAUCGUCAGUGAUUCUUCAACAACAAGAUCUGCACCAACAACGUCAGAGCAUUCAGGAGCAAAGGAUGUCAUUACAAACCAUCAACUUCUUUGCCAGUUUGCAAAAGACUUGUAUGGCGAAACAACAAAGAUCAGAUAUGGACGGAAUGCCAAACAAGAAUCGUGUCAACGCACUAGCCGGAAACGUUUUGGGAAACUCGACUGUUAACAAGGCGUUGAUGCAACACAAUGGUCCUAGAUCAGCGGAUGUCAUCGGAAUGGCACAUGGUGAAGAAAUGCCCACGAAACAACACAAUACUCAUCGGAUUUCGGGAUCGCCUGCUGUCACACCUCCGCUCAGAUUCAGGGACAAUCAUAAUGCUACUGCGUUUCAAUUCUACCCAGCCAACGUUGCUAGUUUGAUGGUUCAAGCUGGCAGAACCAGCAUGCGGAACUUUCCUACUGGAAGCUGGUCAUAUAUGCAGCCGCAGCAAUCUCGUCACGAAAGCUUGAGCGAUGUGGAGUAUAAGCACAGUCAAUCGUCACUUCAGUCAUCACCUCCGAUCGAUCACGUCUCCAGCAUUGACGUUUCACGGCAGAAAUCGGUAGGCAAAGAGGGUGAUCAGCAACGAAACAAGGAAAAUAUUGGCUUGGAGAAGCGUUAUCGAAGUGAGCCCGAAUUGAAGGUCGACCGUUUUAUGACAAGGUGCUAUGAGCAGGCUUCACCAUCAUCUACAUUGUUCGAUGACAAAGGACAUUUCAAGGUUUCGCAAAUGGAUGUGCUUAGCGAGAAAAUUUGGUCCUUUCACAAUUCGAUGACACAGACGGAUACGACACUGAGCCGCAAGCUUUAUCUGCGAGAUUUGUUAUACUACGUGAUAUGCCCGAUCUUUCCAAUGUGUGGUCUUUACGUGGUGGGUUCAUCACUGAAUGGCUUUGGCAACAACACCUCCGACAUGGAUGUUUGCCUGAUGAUUACAAAUCACGAUCUUGAUCAAAAGAAAGAUGCGAUCGUGGUUUUGAAUUUGGUCUUUACAUCACUCAACAAAGUCGAAUGGAUUGCCGAACAACAGCUAAUCUUUGCCAAGGUGCCAAUUCUUCGAAUCAAGUUUCAAGCACCUUACUCCGAUAUCAUUGUCGACUUGAACGUGAACAAUUCUGUGGCCAUCAGAAACACGCAUCUUCUUUCUUACUAUUCGAACUUUGAUUGGCGCAUUCGUCCACUCGUAACCAUCGUGAAAGAAUGGGCAAAAAGAAAAGGAAUCAAUGAUGCAAAUCAAUCUUCAUUUACCUCUUACUCGCUAGUUUUGAUGGUUAUUCAUUAUCUGCAAUGCGGUGUCGAGCCACGGUUGCUUCCAUCUUUGCAAAGGGCCUUUCCGAAGAGAUUCAAUGGAAACAAUGACGUCCGCUCUUUGAAUGUGACUAUGAUGCUGCCACCGAUCGAGAAUUGGGACUACAACGAUAAAAUUACCCUCGGCGAGCUGCUAAUCGGUUUCUUGGAUUAUUACGCGAAUCAAUUUGAUUACGAUACUGAUGCUAUAUCAAUUCACGAUGGCGUCAAAAUCGAUCGACGUGCUAUUGUUUCACAACAGCUGCCUAGACAUGGGUCAAGUCAAGCGGCAAUUGGGUCAGGAAGUUGGCGAUCACAAUGGCGAUGUAUUUGCAUUGAGGAACCUUUCACAAACUUAAACACAGCUCACUCGAUCUACGAUGAGAUGGUGUUUAAUGAGAUCAAACAAGCGUUCCGAGAAAGUCAUGACGAGUUGAAUGUAAGUCGGGAUCUCACCAAAUGGCUCGCUCAAUGUAAACCAAUCACUGCAUGCCCACCAAAAGCUGGAGGAGUGAUUUUUUGCGCGCCAUAUGAGGGCAGCUCUGAUCAUGUUAUGGCCGUUACCGCUUCUCAAAAGGCGUCCAAUUCGACUCAAAAUGCUGCAGCCAGUGGUCGAAGCAGCACAACAAGUGGAUCAAGCUUGAUGGAAAAUGACAGUGAAAGGCAGCCAUCGCCGGUCAGCCAGCUUUUCGAGAAGGCUCAUACAACGCGCUGGAACAAUGCCAAUUCUCCACCGUCUUCCAAGUCGAAUAUGAAUGGAAACAACCAAGCAGGACAAAAGCGAAACAGUUAUCAGCAAUCUGGAACUUACCGCAGCUACCGUCCAAACAAUAAUCAAGGACCGAGGAAGAGCUACAACAAUAGGAGCUAUCACAACCAACAGCGGAACGGUGCACCCACCCCUAAUGGUCCAAAUUGU
Molecule: messenger RNA, 2274 nt
Organism: Mesorhabditis belari
Lineage: Eukaryota; Metazoa; Nematoda; Chromadorea; Rhabditida; Rhabditidae
Source: the annotation of a GenBank genome assembly